AUGGGGGGGUCUUUUCUCCAACCUCCCUCAGAAGCCGGCCCGAAUUCACUCGCUCGCACGGACGCGGGGGCCGAGCGCACAGCGACCCGCGCCGCCGCGGACCGGCGGUGCCGGCAGGGGGUCGGGGGUCCGCGGCGACGACCCGUCGGCGACAAGUCACCGGCCAACGGCGGCGGCCGGAGGCGGCGGCAGGGACCCCGGGAGGCGGGCGACACCAAACCCAACGCACGCGAGCACGCUCACACGCGGACACCGCCGGCACAGAGCGGACAGGGCCAGGCACGGGAACCGGGGUCGCGCCGGGCACGCGGCGGCGACACGCCGAGAGAGCACAACACCCCGGAUCCGGGACAGGGGCGGGGACGAAGCCACACGGCUCGAGACGGAGGAGACGAUGCGAUGCGGGCAAGCCUACACACGGCAAAGCGGGAGGGAGGCGCGGGAACCCGGGACAACAUCGCGCAGGCACGCGAGGCGGCACCCAGCGGGAGGAGGCACGUCGUGACGCCGGCUUCAGGCCCCUCGGACGGCCAACUCCCGAGCGAGGGACGCACGCGGGAAUUCUCACCACCAUCGCCCCCGUGGCGUACCGGCGGUCCCGCUGGCAGGAACCCUCGUCGUGAGCAAAACCGAUCCGGGAAGACCCUUCAAAAGCCACCGCCGCCGCGACGACGUGCCUCCCCCACACCGGGGGAGCAGCCUCACGAGCUGAGCGCCGUCCCCCCCCCCACGAGAACACCAACACAACGCCCGACUCGACCGUCCGCCGGUGGCCGGCCACCAGGCCAAACCAGCGAGGAUCGCGGAAGGCUGAUGCGGGUGAGGAGGGCACGCCGGAAGCACAAGAGCAGCAGCGGGAGGGUCACCGGGUCGGGUCACCGGGGCGAGAGGCGAGUGAGCGAGCGGCCACCCCCUCACACGGCCGGCACGCCAGGUAAACGAACGCGGGAUCUCACCACCCCCAACUCCGGGGCGGUCCCGCGCAACGCCUGGGACACCGAGCCGGCCGACCAGCGGACCGGAAACCCCCACCGCGGCAGCGGCGGGCCCCCCAAAAGAGGCCCGAGAGGGAAAAGGCAGCUCUCGCACACACCUCAAAGACCCCGUGAACGCCCGCGGAGCCGCCCGCGCCAGCAGGGCCCCACCGCCUCCAUCCACACCACACCGCCGGGCACAGCACCCAUCAUCGACCGCCUCUUUUUCGGCCGCGUGAGCAAGGGCCCACACACACCGGGAUCCUCGGCUCCGGGGGGCCAGAACCCCCCCGAGCGGCGCACCACCACGGGCACGGCGGCCCCGGAACACCGCGGGGCCCAGCGCCCGCACGGCGCCGUCGUCGCCAACGGGCGGCGGCCCACACAGACGCUCGGGAACAGCGUCGCCAGGGGCCGGAGGGGGAGGGGGACGGGACCCCCAAAAACCCCACGGCAACCCAAGCACGAGGCCGGGAAGCCACACACCACACGCCCUCGCAUCGCGACACGGCACGGGCUCCAGGCUCCACCACUCGACACACCGCACGCGAGGCAGGGGCGGGGACGGAUCGGGAACGUCCUCCACUCACCACACCAGACGACGGCCCGGGAGAGCAGAGACGUCAAUCUCAACGGUAACUUCUCACUCGCACAAAAGCCCCACGAACCCGAGGACGGCCGGGACACACCACGGGCAGCAGGCUGGCACAAGGCAGCGGACAACGCCAGGAUCGGGAACGACACCACCACUCAGCCUCAGGCACCUGAGAGAACCAACCGGGAGCGUUCCGGGAGCACCGCAAGAGGGCAGAGCGCGAGGCGCGGUUUUUCACACUACACAGCACGGGCAAGCACGGAGCACCGACCCUCCCUCUCCGCGGAGAGAGCCGACCCCCGUGCCGAUAACAAGUCACGGGAAGAGAGGAGCAAGAUCAGGGCGCCCCCCUCCUCCAGCGUGUACAAGUCCCCGACCUCACGGCGAGGGCAGGGAGAGCGCAGCCGGGCCCGGUUGCCGCACCCCCGCCUCCCCGCACACCACCGGCGCCGGCACGGUGGGACGGGGGGGGGGGUCCGAGUCCGGGCCGGGACCGGCCCCACCACCUAUCGGCUCACCCGGGGACCCUCUCCCCCGACUCCCGAGACGUCCCUCGUACUCUCCUUUUUUCGCCCUCAAAGACCAGAGUCCAGGGAGGGGAGGAGGACAAGGCGUCGGGCCCAGACAGAACUACUGGUCGACCCGACAAAGCUGCCACCCCCCGCACAGACCGGGCACCGAAGAGAGAGCGGCGACGCACGGCCCCACCCCGCGCUCGCCUGCGGGCGCAAAGUCCGACAGAACAGCCGCCCCGGCGCCACAGCGACACCACGGCGACAGUCGCGCCCGGCACCCGGCAGAGGCCGGGCCUCCGCCCGGCUCGCUGCCGCCAGACCUCCUCCUCCUCCACUCGCUCGCUCGGCUGAGAACGAGGGGACUGUCAUAUCAAAGCGGACGCCAGGGGGAGCACGACAACCGCCUUCCAACGACCGACUCCACCGAGCCGCCGUACCCCGGAUCGGCGCGCGCCGGCCGGCUCUGAGCUCCGGAGACACAGAACACGGAAACAAAUCGCCUCACUCACCACCGCCACGCACCGAGUGGCACAACCUAGGUCAGGACCUGCAGCCGGGUCCUCUCUGCGACCUCACGAACGACACCAGAGCCACCAGAGACCUAGACCGAGAUCGGGCCGCCGCCGCCGCCGCCGCCGCCGCCGCCGCCGCCGCCGCCGCCGCCAGCGACCAAAGUGAAACCAGGAACCAGGACGAGAUUCGCCCGAACGGAGCGGCCCGAACCCGAGAACCGGGAAGCUGGGAUCGGUCCCAAGCAGGAAGGGGCGGCAAAGACGGCAGGCCCGCACCACGAGAGAAAACGAACCGGCCACCCGCACGACCUCCGCCGCCCGUGGCAAGACCCCCACCCCCGCCCAACAUGGCCAGAAAAGGGCAAAUGGAAACCAGAAAGAGAAGAAAAAAAAAAAAAAAAACUCCCAAAGAUGGGUCGGCUCCAGCAAGAGACGAGCCGUCGGGAGGCACCCCGCUCACUUGUGAAAGUCCGCUCCUCGCCCGCCCCACAACACACUCCCUCCCCCC
Messenger RNA from Dipodomys spectabilis (banner-tailed kangaroo rat), 3104 nucleotides. RefSeq names its product serine/arginine repetitive matrix protein 1-like. The record is from RefSeq and is a predicted model, not a curated record. The transcript has 5 exons. The annotation marks the transcript as partial. NCBI's taxonomy places the organism in Eukaryota, Metazoa, Chordata, Mammalia, Rodentia, Heteromyidae.